AUAAACAAAUCAAUUCAUUUAUUUAAAAAUUUCAACAAAAAGUUUAAACAACUAAUGGCGAAUUCAACUUUUCCAUUAAAGAAAAAAAGAAAUGUAAAAUUGUAGGAUAUUUGCAAGGCAAAAGAGCUGCGGAAAUAGUCGACAAGUAAGAUUUCAAUUAAAAGAUAAACUGGAUUUGAUUUUGGAGCAAAGAGAAGAGUGAAGGUGGUGCACUAUUAGCGGCGCCAUUCGAACCAGCAGGAGCACCGGUGCAAAGCGGUAAGGGGUACAGAAAGAUCGAGCAUUGCUCGCACUGGCUUGUUCGUUGUUCGCUGCUCGGUUUUUGUCUUGGCAGAGCGGGCUCGAGUUUGCGGAUUUUUGCGUCAGUGGUUGUCUGUUCCAGGCCAACUGCGCGGCAAGAAAAUUAUUGUGCCGUGAGUCAAAAAUCAAGUUAACACGCAAUGGCAAUGGCUAUAUUGUCGGCAGUACUUUAUACGGCAGGCACAGGUAAAAGCGUUGCGGCUUCAAAUAACGAAUCAACGAAUAUAAAAACUACAUUGAAAAAUACGUGAGUGGUUAAGACUUGGUAGAUGGACUGGCUGCUUGCCCGACUGCCUGUCUUCGUGCUGCUUGGGUGAUUCAGCCUCGAGUUCGAAACUACAUACAUAAGCCGCAGAAGUGGCAAUUGACUACGAGCAACAUCAAUACCUAUAAUAAUACAACGUACAUACAUACGUAUGCUUCUGGUGCUGAAAAAGACGAGAACGACGAGUCGAGACAAAAGUAGAAAAGCACACGGCUAAAUUUAAAAAAAUGUUGCGGUUGUGGUAAACUUUCCUCGUUUUCUGGUUUAAGCUACAGCGCGACCUUUUAUAAAUUUCUUGUAUAAGACCAACAAAUUGAUUGAUCGGGAAAAUAACAACAUAAAUAUUCAAAAUGGAAAUCCUCAUGAAGUUAAAAUGUUCACCUUCUGGGUCGACGCACGGUAACAGCAACAGCACACUUUCCACACUGAAAGUCGUUGACCAUCAUCAUCAAUUAACACAACAACAUGCUGCUUUGCCAGUGCCGCCUCAAACAGCAUCACCUUCACUUGUUCGCUUGCCUUCGCAAACAAAUGUGAACUAUAACUCCACAUCGGUGCCGAUAUCGCUGCAUACAGUGCCUCGCAUGCCAGCAACAAGACCUUGCAUGAACUACUCGAAGCCCCUGGAGUGCUGCAAUGUCGCUUCUACUCAACAGGAAAUUGAACUAUUUGAUGUACAGUGGGACCAACAAGGAAGGCGCGGUAUUACAUACGAGGUCGCAAUGCAACGACCACAGAGUUGCUGUACAAACAUCGCCAGGAGUAACUUAUUUGAAUCAAAUGCCUGCUGUAGUGGUCCAUGUACCUUAUCGGCAUAUGGUACAUCGCCAGCUCUAUCUCACCCAACGGCUACGGCUACAUUAUCACAGCCUCCGCCUUUACAACAGGCUCCAUCUGUACAUCCUCCACCUCUGGCUUACCCAAUAAUUUCGGAGUUUGAAAUUAUACCAGCUGCAGAUAUUAAUACGCACUACGAAUACCAGGAGCCAGAAGAGAAUUUUAUUUCUAUAGAAGAUUCCAAAAUCAAAGGUUUGCUAUUGAAAAUUGGUCGUGAAAGUGCUUUAGAAAAGAAGAGAAGCAACACAUGUAAGAACAAAUCGGUGGGCAAUGCAAAAGAAGAGGAGGUAUUUUUUGAGAUUAUUGAUUUGGAUGAUGAAGAUGAUCGUGAAGAAUUGCGGCAAAUAAGGGAUAAAGUGGAAAAUGCUGCAAUUAAACGGGAUGCACAAAAAGCUAAAGUAGAUUCGGCCGUUCCAGGCAAGGAAGCAGGUAAACACAGAAUCAAUUCCCCCAGCAUUAGCCUCAUUCCAAAAAGCCCACCGGCUAACCAAAAAGCCGAGGUAGUGUUACAGCAAAAGAAAAAAGAGUCGUCUAAGGAACGUAUAAUUGCACAUAUCGAACUAUCUGAUAGCAGUGAUUCUGAAGCCGAUCACUGUGGUAAAUCCCCUGGAAAUAUUGCCACCACUGACAACAAAGUAGAUGCAGAUGCCUUUGAAAGUGACACAGAGGAUGAUGAAUUGCCGUUUGCCGCUGCAGCUGUGAGUUGUGAGCUGAAAUGCGACGAUGAUGAUAACUACGUUACAAAUUCGAAUGAAGUUUUUAGUGCAGAAGCGGAUAUUUCCAGCGGCGAUGUUGUUGUUAUCCAUUCAGAUGAUGAAAAUGCGGAAUUUAUAGAUCAACAUGAAAAAGGAGUAGAGAGGCAUUGGGAUGAUUUAGAUAGACGCGAAAAAUGCCGACAAUUUUUCGAAUGCUAUUUGUGUGGCAAAAAAGUUCAGUCAAGUUACAAUUUACGAAGACACAUGAUGAUACAUACGGGUGAACGUCCAUUUGGCUGCGAUAUGUGCGAUCGUCGGUUUCGAGAGUACAGUGACCUCAAAAAACAUCGCCGACGACACGCAAAUGAACCGAACUUCGUAUGCAUGGUGUGUCGUGUCAAACCACCAACGAUGCAAGAUCCAACGCGUUGCAAUGAUUGCGAUUCGAAGACAAGCGCUAUAACAGCAGCAAUGCGUCCACAGCUUUCCGCGUCGCCUUCUGCCUCACCAGACAAACUUCAAACAUCACCAUUAUCUACGUCGCCGCCAUUACCAUUGCCACAACUUACCGCAAAGCCUCUAGUAUCUAGUGGUCGGGUAUGGGAUGUUCCAGCAACUAGUGCGGUAUCCAUUGUAAGUUCUACUGCAACAAAUAGUAAUAGCAAUAUAAAAGGAUCGUCGAAAUCUGUACAAGAACCAACCACCAAUUCCUCAUCUCCCAAACGACCUAGCUCGACAACUUUGCUCAAUUCGGAAAUGCCGUCGUUGGUGCCUAUAAAUGCGCCGAUUACAGUUCAAAAGACAGUAACCACCAGCACGCAGUUACUACUUGAUAACAUUCCAGUUGUUCAUCGGCAUAACUACAAUGAACAAGGCAUUGUAACACGUAAGGAGUUUUCUUGUCCGUUGUGUCAGCGUCCUUUCGGUACGCGUCACAAUCUGAAACGCCACUUUAUGAUACACACCGGCGAAAAGCCAUUUUCUUGUAAUAAAUGUCGCAAACCGUUCAGAGAAUACUCAACGCUGAAGAAGCACAUGGUGACACAUCAACGAGAUCGGUAUUAUAAAUGUCUCCAUUGUCCGAGAAAAUAUAGGGACUACUUAGAGUACAGUGAACACAAGACAGCUCACGCAAACGAGAAUGAUGAUGAUGAAGAUGAUGACGAUGCUAAUUUUGACCAGCAACAACUAAGUUCGUCCAGCAGCACAUCCAGUCCCCAAAAGCGGGCAAAAACGCGCUACGAUAGUAGCUAUGAUUCAAACGAAGAAGAUUCUUCCACGGAAGAUUGGCUCGAGUGCUGCGAGUGUAAACAACGUUUCACAGAAAUCGAGUCGUACACCAAGCAUUUGAAAGAACAUGAUCCAUCUGUGUAUCUCUAUGAGUGCUAUAUUUGCAAGAAAACUUUCGAACUACGCGACGAAUUAGUGGAGCACGUGAGUGCUUGUAAGGAGGAACUGCGCGAGACUGCAUUACAACGAGCAACUUGUUUCAAUUAGAAAUACUUACUCUUCCAAAAGUAACCUACUAAGCGAAUCGUCUAGAAUAAUGCCGGCCAAUGCAAUUUUUGAUACAUCACAGCAAGACUGUGGAGGAAUUUGUAUAUCAAAAGGUAGAAAAAAAUAUUUCUUCAAAAAGUACACCUCCGGUGCAGUUCUGAUAUGAUGAAGCUCAUAACGCAUCUGAUAUUCGACAGCGGGCUUACAAAUAUAGUAAACCUCAAUUUGUCGGAUAA
Molecule: messenger RNA, 3830 nt
Organism: Rhagoletis zephyria (snowberry fruit fly)
Lineage: Eukaryota; Metazoa; Arthropoda; Insecta; Diptera; Tephritidae
Product: zinc finger protein 629
Biological process (GO): regulation of gene expression
Cellular component (GO): nucleus
Source: RefSeq, a predicted model, not a curated record